Branchiostoma belcheri (Belcher's lancelet) is the source of this 1147-nucleotide messenger RNA. RefSeq lists its product as uncharacterized. Gene Ontology annotation, biological process: protein transport; signal transduction; protein modification process. NCBI's taxonomy places the organism in Eukaryota, Metazoa, Chordata, Leptocardii, Amphioxiformes, Branchiostomatidae. The transcript is spliced from 6 exons. Bases 182 to 1147 code for a protein of 321 amino acids. The record is from RefSeq and is a predicted model, not a curated record.
ACUGUACAAACACAAGGGUGUUACUCAGAGGGAGAUCUUUCAAGUCUUUACAAGCUAUGAAGACCUGAAGCCCAGCAUUGAACCACUUAAACUUCAUGAUGGCAGAGAGGACGUCUUCCUCACAUUGCAGGGAACUAUUCCAGUACAGUACAAGGGUUCAAGAUUCAACAUCCCAAUAUGUAUGUUCUUGAUGAAAACCCACCCUUUCAACCCACCCCUGUGCUAUGUCGUGCCCACGGACACUAUGGUGAUCAACACAGGCAAACAUGUGGACCACAAUGGAAGGAUCUACCUCCCCUAUCUGCAUGAGUGGAAACAUCCCAACUCAGAUCUAAUUGGUCUGAUAGAGGUGAUGAGGGUCGUAUUUGGAGAGGUACCACCUGUUUUAGCUUCCCCCAACACAGCUGCACAGCACACCAUGGCACCACGUCGCAUGAUGCGCAGAGAGACAGCUGCACAGCCGUUACCCACGAACGUACCACCAUCGAGCUCCAGUAAUUUCCCACCAUGGCGCAUGACAACCAUGCCCGCAGAGACGGCUUCCUCUAGACAGACAGCUGCACAGCCGUUACCCACGAACGUACCACCAUCGAGCUCCAAUAAUUUCCCACCAUGGCGCAUGACGGCUUCCUCCAGAGAGACAGCUGCACAACUGUACCCUUCACGGCACACCACGUACCCAGACAUGACAACAUACCCUAAGGAGAAUGCUGUUUUCCUGUCGUACCAGUGGGACCACCAGGACAGAGUACUGCUGCUGCACGAUCGCCUGCAGGAGCGAGGCUACGGCUGCUGGAUGGACAUCAAGCAGAUGGGAGGAGGGGACAGUCUGUACCAGAUGAUGGACAAGGGGAUCAGGGAAGCCAAGGUCAUUGUCAGCUGCGUGACACCCCCUUACGUCGAAUCCCCAAACUGCCAGGACGAAGUUGCGCUUGCACGGACCCUGAAGAAGCCUAUCAUUCCAGUCAUACUCGAGAAGACAACAUGGCCGGUAUCCGGGCCCAUGGCCAUCCCCUUUGCACAGCUGGUCUACAUCGACAUGGCCAGAAGUCAGGAUGAUGACCUGUGGAAGGGACCUCUGUUUGAGGAACUGAUCAGAAGGAUCGAGUGCUUCAUGCUAGACUCUAAGGACAAAAGUGCAGGGUAA